Branchiostoma belcheri (Belcher's lancelet) is the source of this 1153-nucleotide messenger RNA. RefSeq lists its product as uncharacterized. The transcript is spliced from 5 exons. The record is from RefSeq and is a predicted model, not a curated record. NCBI's taxonomy places the organism in Eukaryota, Metazoa, Chordata, Leptocardii, Amphioxiformes, Branchiostomatidae. Gene Ontology annotation, biological process: calcium ion transport; G protein-coupled receptor signaling pathway; cellular response to hormone stimulus. Gene Ontology annotation, molecular function: coreceptor activity. Gene Ontology annotation, cellular component: signaling receptor complex; membrane; cell surface. The coding region runs from base 1 to 810 and encodes 269 amino acids.
AUGUUGGACACAGAGGCCUACCACCUGACCAUCGCUCUGUUCUCAGCAAUGCUGCUGGGUAUAGAAGGCGACUGUAACAUUACGUCUUUCCAUGUGGACCUGAUAAAAUCAGUCGACACGUACAUUUCUGACGCCCAUGGUAUAACAACGGAGACUCGGGACGACGAGCCUAUCUCACCAUACUGCAGGCGGUACAUAGACGUACUGACCUGCUCGGAGCUGUUACUGGCAGAAAUGCCAGACUGUAACUCGUUGGAAAUACAAGAAGCGUUCCCGACAGUGCGAGAGGCCAGACAGCCAUCUGAAGAUUGUGGGCUGCAGAGCAACAUCACUUGGUACAAUUCUACCGCUGGAGAAGAUGACUUUCUACACGAAGAAGUGAUAACGCGAUGCAGACAGUGGAUCUACCGGGGAUACCUGCAGACGUGCACGGAGAGAUUCGCCAAGACUAUCUCAACUGUGAAAAAGUCGGAACUUUGCGUUUGGCCUGGGGAACAGGUCGGGCCCUACACGGAACUAGCAGCCUGCGCGCACCACGCCGGCAAGCUAACCGCCAACCUAGAAACUCUUCAGUACGACGACUUCAUGAAAGAGAUCCAUCAGAAGUUCUACCGUCACUGUCACGACUGGAGGAACCGAGGCGAGUUCGAUCCUCCCAGCGACGUCCUGGCCGCGUGCGUGGCGGCACCGACUGUGGCAGCCCUGGUGGCCGCCAUCUUGUUAGCGACCUGGGAUCUACUGCUCGGCCGGAAACAAAAGAUGCCAGUAAACACAGACACAGAUGACGAGGACGCAGGGUAUGAACAAUAGCAGGAUUUAUGAUGACAAACAAACAACAAACAAACAAACAAACAAACGGAAAUAUGCACAUACAAACGAUAGAACGCAACAUAACACUACCUGUUAUAUACUUUCAGGUGAUUACUUUGAUAUAGCUAAAUAGAACGUUAUUUGUGACAACUUAUUUAUGACAACGAAGUAGCUAGCUGGAAAUAAUCAAAGUUAAAAAAAGGUUCACCUCGACAUUAGUAAGUAAUCUGUAAGACAUCACACCUUUGAAGGUAUGCAGUAAUAUCAUUUGAAAAAGCAAAUAUCUCAUUUGAUAAAUAUACCAAUUUGAUUUGAUCUUAAGUAUGAGUAUAUAUCUAUGGUU